AUAGCUUCAAAUUUGGUGAAAGAAAAUGGAAAAACUAUGGCUGACGCUGAAGGAGAUGUUCUCCGCGGUCUUCAGAUCGUUGAUGCCUGUGCGGCCAUUCCGACUCUUCAGAUGGGUGAAUCUACUCCAAACGUUGCUACGGAUAUGGACAUAAUUUCCUACAGGAUCCCUCUGGGUGUAACUGCAUCAAUCGCUCCAUUCAACUUUCCAGCUAUGAUUCCACUCUGGUCUUUUCCUGUAUCUGUUGCCUGUGGGAAUGCUACCAUUUUGAAGCCUUCUGAAAGAGUUCCGGGGGCCUCUAUGAUUCUGGCUGACUUAUUUACCAAAGCUGGAGCGCCUCCAGGUCUUUUAAAUGUUAUCCAUGGACAGCAUGAAGCUGUAAACUUCAUUUGUGAACAUCCAGACAUCAAGGCCGUAUCUUUUGUUGGGUCUGAUCCCGCUGGGAAGCAUAUUUAUAAAAAGGCAUCAGCCCAUGGAAAGCGUGUUCAAUGUAACAUGGCAGCUAAAAAUCACUGUAUAGUAAUGUCCGAUGCGAAUAAGAACAAGACAAUCUCUCAGAUUGUUGGAGCAGCAUUUGGAGCUGCAGGUCAACGCUGUAUGGCUCUCUCAGUUGCAAUUUUCGUGGGGAAAUCGAAGGAAUGGAUUCCUGAGAUGGUCGAAGCAGCUAGAAUGCUCAAGGUCGACGCUGGGCACGUUCCACAUGCCGAUUUGGGUCCAGUGAUUUCUCCGGAAUCCAAACAGAGAAUUCUGGACCUUGUCGAGUCUGGAAUUAAGGAUGGUGCUAAAAUUGAUCUGGAUGGACGUGGACUUGUUGUACCAGGCUAUGAAAAUGGAAAUUUUGUUGGACCUACUGUUUUAUCUGGAAUUCAGACUGACAUGAAAUGUUACACGGAGGAGAUAUUUGGCCCUGUUCUCCUGUGUAUGUUUGCUACUACCUUGGACGAGGCUAUCACCCUUAUAAAUAUGAAUCCCUAUGGGAACGGGAGCGCCAUAUUCACAACAAAUGGUGCAACAGCAAGGAGUUACGUUCAUAGGAUCGAAGCAGGCCAAGUAGGCAUUAACGUGCCCAUUCCAGUUCCCCUGCCUAUGUUCAGCUUCACAGGGAAUAAGGGAUCUUUCUUAGGAGAUAAUCAUUUCUACGGAAAAUAUAAAACAUGCUAAACCCUCUACCAUGAAAAGCGUAAGAAAGCGUAGUAUGCCGUCCGAAUGAGGAACUGUGAGGCGUCCUACAGGACGCAGAAUAGGAAUAUAAAAUUCACUUUGGACAGAGUCUAUUUCCGCCGCGGAGUUGGAUAAGAAACAUCAUGGUAGGACCGACUACUCUCGGAGAUAUCACAGAGGCACCUUCCUCAUAUAAAAGAUAUUCAUAAAACUGUAUCGAAGUUUGUCAACUCUUAUCACCUUCAACUCAAGUCCUCGGUAGUAAUACGUUCAUGGUUAAUGCAAAAGAAUGGAACUUUUGUCCCCUCCACAAACCAAUAUAAUGUUCAUGAAUUCAAUGAGACCUUGUGAAACAUGUGGGGUAUUCCAAGUGAUAUAAAUGAGGAAAAACCCGUCACCUAAUUCUACAUGCUCGAGAUUUCUUUCUCGAAAUAUAUUCAUCUUAAGAUGACCACUGAUUUUUUUUGGAUUUU
Diachasma alloeum is the source of this 1634-nucleotide messenger RNA. RefSeq names its product probable methylmalonate-semialdehyde dehydrogenase [acylating], mitochondrial. Gene Ontology annotation, cellular component: mitochondrion. The record is from RefSeq and is a predicted model, not a curated record. Gene Ontology annotation, biological process: thymine catabolic process; L-valine catabolic process. Gene Ontology annotation, molecular function: malonate-semialdehyde dehydrogenase (acetylating, [NAD(P)+]) activity; methylmalonate-semialdehyde dehydrogenase (acylating, NAD+) activity. Lineage: Eukaryota; Metazoa; Arthropoda; Insecta; Hymenoptera; Braconidae. The transcript has 5 exons. Bases 37 to 1161 code for a protein of 374 amino acids.